UGUGCUUAUUUUCUUCAUCUUUCUCCCUACAAUCCGUUUCCAUCAUCUUCUUCAUUCUUCUUUUUCCAUAUAUAAAAUAAGGAGGCAAAGCCGCCUCUUCUUUUCCACUGGACUUUGUUUUGAUCCGUAGCUUCUCCUCUUACAUAAAUUAAUAAAGCAGUAGUGGCUUUUAUGGAGAAUUAUCAAAUGUUCUUCCCUAUCUCGGCCCCAUCAACAGCAGCUCAAUCAUUACCGUUAAACAUGGCACCUAAUUCCCAAGCUUUUAACAGUUUUCAUGGGAAUUCGGUUGAUGGGUUCUUAGGUUUGAAGAGUACCGAAGACUUGAUUCAGAAACCAGAAGCUAAGGACUUCAUGAAAUCAAGUCAAAAAAUGGAAAAGAAGAUUAGGAAGCCUAGAUAUGCUUUUCAAACAAGGAGUCAGGUUGAUAUACUUGACGAUGGAUAUCGUUGGAGGAAAUAUGGGCAAAAAGCUGUUAAGAACAACAAAUUCCCAAGGAGCUAUUACCGAUGCACACAUGAAGGAUGCAAAGUAAAGAAGCAAGUCCAACGUCUAACCAAAGAUGAAAGUGUGGUUGUCACGACUUAUGAAGGAAUGCACACUCAUCCUAUUCAGAAGCCAACUGACAAUUUUGAACAUAUAUUGAGUCAAAUGCAGAUUUACACUCCCUUCUGAAACCCCAUCUUCAUGAAAUUGUAGUAUGCUUUAGUAAGGACAUAACAAUCUUAAAUUUAAUCCUUCAAUAUGAAAUAAUAAUGUUGUAAUCGUAAAAAUGUUCUUUUGUUUUUUUCUCUCCUUACCCUUGGUUAAUUAGGCAUUGGGAAGGAAAUUAAUGUCAGUUUAUUUAGACAUUUUUAUGGUGUAUUUGAACUGAUAAAGAAUUGAUCGUUUUCUCUUGGGAAAAUUUUAUUUUUCGUUUA
Messenger RNA from Gossypium raimondii (Peruvian cotton), 917 nucleotides. RefSeq names its product probable WRKY transcription factor 75. The transcript has 2 exons. Gene Ontology annotation, molecular function: DNA-binding transcription factor activity; sequence-specific DNA binding. The coding region runs from base 172 to 672 and encodes 166 amino acids. Gene Ontology annotation, biological process: regulation of DNA-templated transcription. The record is from RefSeq and is a predicted model, not a curated record. NCBI's taxonomy places the organism in Eukaryota, Viridiplantae, Streptophyta, Magnoliopsida, Malvales, Malvaceae.